UGGAGUCGUCAUUUUUAUUUUAUCUGGUACGGGUAAGUGCGUGUAAGAAGACUUCGUUCAGGACCCAAAUUUUGCUGAGACCUCAAUUUCUUGUUGAAGUGAAGAUGAUUCGUCUCUUUCUGGCCGUGUUAAUGAUAUCUGGGAUGACAUUUUCAGUGUCGUUUGGCCAAAAAGCCAACAAGAGAAAUAGGCCUGCUCGUUCAUGUCUCGAUCACCUGAAAAGAGGUGAAACUGGAUCCCAGGUCUUAACCAUCACGACGUCAAAUGGACCACAACAAGUAUUGUGUGACUUUAAGUCUGAACCUGGCUCGGCCUGGACACUAGUGUUGUCCCAUCAGAUGGAAUAUCGACAUAAAGAUACCAUCGCUCCUUUCAAGCAGCCCUUGAACACGAACCUCCCGGUCAACGAAAAGUCCCCCAACUACAACGUGUACCGUAUGACGCUUGACCAGAUGACCAACAUCAAGUCCAAUUCCACCCAUUGGCGCGUUACCUGUAAUGGUGCUUGGGUAGACUAUCGUGAUUACCUACGUGUUCGUUUCGCUGACUUGGACCCCUUGACCUUCAUGGGUUCAGGUGUGUGUAAGAAAGUCGAGUACAUUAAUGUUCGUGGUCACGUAGGUAUUGAAGUCACAGUUCCAUUCUGGCAGCUGGCCAAUAACAAUUAUAACGAAAUCCUCCAUCAUGACAGCAGCGCAAGUCGUUGUUCAUUUGGUGCAACUCCAGGUUACAUUUCCAGUGAAGACAACUUUGGUCUGUAUCGGUUUAUCAACCCAAAGUUCAGAUGCUCAGCGAGUGAAUCUUCGACUUCAAGCAUGUGGUUCGGUGCCUAUUUGUAAUCAGGGCUUGAAUUCUUCUGAACGGAAACAUCAAUUUACGAAAUGAAAAAUUAAAAUUAACAUAACUCAGUUGAAUGAUCAAUGUAACGGCACGUAUGACAAUCUAGAUUUUAAAUGUUGCAUUGUUAAUUCUCUAAAUGAAACUAUACAAUUAAAUAACAAGCAGGGAAAAAAG
Molecule: messenger RNA, 1014 nt
Organism: Actinia tenebrosa (Australian red waratah sea anemone)
Lineage: Eukaryota; Metazoa; Cnidaria; Anthozoa; Actiniaria; Actiniidae
Source: RefSeq, a predicted model, not a curated record